UCGCUGCGUGUCGAGGCGCGCGCGCACGCGCCCGGCCCUGGCGGCUGCGGCGGUGGGUCCUCCUCCACCGUCGGCUCGCGCCCUCGCGGAAGCUCGGUAGUGCGCGUGCGCCCGCACCCGCACUCCAAAUUAAAAAGCGGACGGCUAGUGGUGGCCCGGGAGGGGUGGCGGGAGCGGUCCCGGAAAUAAUCUGUUCUCUGUCACCGGGAACUGGCGAGGUAGUUCCUCCGCGGUGGAGAGACCUGGAAUGGCCAAAUAUCAAGGUGAAGUUCAAAGUUUGAAACUGGAUGAUGAUUCAGUUAUAGAAGGAGUAAGCGACCAAGUACUUGUGGCAGUUGUGGUUAGUUUCGCUUUGAUUGCUACGCUGGUAUAUGCACUUUUCAGAAAUGUACAUCAAAACAUUCACCCAGAAAACCAGGAGCUAGUAAGGGUACUUCGAGAACAGCUUCAAACAGAACAGGAUGCACCUGCUGCCGCUCGACAGCAGUUCUACACUGACAUGUACUGUCCCAUCUGCCUGCACCAAGCCUCCUUCCCAGUGGAGACCAACUGUGGACAUCUUUUUUGUGGUCCCUGCAUUAUUGCUUACUGGCGAUACGGUUCAUGGCUUGGAGCAAUCAGUUGUCCAAUCUGUAGACAAACGGUAACCUUACUCCUAACGGUAUUUGGUGAUGAUGAUCAGUCUCAGGAUGUUGUGAGAUUGCAUCAGGAUAUUAAUGAUUAUAACCGGAGAUUCUCAGGACAGCCCAGAUCUAUUAUGGAGAGAAUUAUGGAUCUACCCACUUUACUGAGGCAUGCAUUCAGGGAAAUGUUUUCAGUCGGGGGCCUUUUCUGGAUGUUUCGCAUCAGGAUAAUACUUUGUUUAAUGGGAGCUUUUUUCUAUCUUAUAUCCCCUCUAGAUUUUGUACCUGAAGCCUUGUUUGGAAUUCUAGGCUUUCUAGAUGAUUUCUUUGUCAUCUUUUUAUUGCUUAUCUACAUCUCAAUUAUGUAUCGAGAAGUGAUAACCCAAAGGCUAACCAGAUGAAUAAAAAAAAAACUAAGUUUACUAGGAUAUCUGAGCUAAUGUGUAACGUCAAACAGAAGGACCCAUGGCAGUAUAAAGCAAUGAAGCAAUGGAGUAUUAUCUCACAAACAUAAAACCACUAUAAGACAAACCUUUGAUAAUCAUUUGACAAAUGCCUAGGAAUAUAUAACUGGAAUUUUCACAUGUUGCAGGUUCUAAUGUUAAGUUUAGAAUUAUAAUGAUCUACAGUUGUAUCUUGAUUCUAUGUUGUCUGGAAAAAAUAUGAAAUUACAUAAAAAGGGAUUCUUUUAUCUUUUUCUUUUCCCCAAAAUUACUUAGAUUAAUUGGAUGUGUAGUAAAAUAUUGUUAAAUGUACAGUUUAUCUACCUUCUUCUCAGCGGGUACCUAUAUGAUGAUAUAUAGCUGUGAAAUUCCUCUAAAUAUUUUUGUUACAAUAAAAUAUUAUACACUAUUGGG
Molecule: messenger RNA, 1480 nt
Organism: Sapajus apella (tufted capuchin)
Lineage: Eukaryota; Metazoa; Chordata; Mammalia; Primates; Cebidae
Gene: RNF170
Product: ring finger protein 170
Exons: 7
Coding region: 248-1024 (258 amino acids)
Molecular function (GO): ubiquitin protein ligase activity
Source: RefSeq, a predicted model, not a curated record